AGCCCCAGCCCGGGCGGAGGAAACUCCAUGUUGUAACAAAGUUUCCUCCGCGGCGCUGCUCCCGCGCCCACCGCCCCGCGCCGCCGCCGGCCCACGCCCCGCCUCCCCCCCCCCCGACCGGGGGGGGCCGCCCCCUCCCACCCCCCCGGAGCCCAUGGAGCACCAGUCCAUUAUCACCCAGGUUAGCAGGGAAGAGGGGAGCGCCCCGCUGCAAGAGAAAGGUACCCAAGCCCCUGCCAAGAAGCCUCGGAGCCGCAGCAUCCUCCAAUCCCUCUUCUGCUGCCUGUGCCGCGAUGAGGGGGAGCCCCGCGCCAGCACCACCAGCGCCCCGCUGCUGGUGGAGGAGAACGGGGCCCUGCCGAAGGCUGCUGUCAAACACCUCCUGCCUGAGAUCAAGCCACAGGACGCCAGCAAGCUCUGCGUGGUCAUCGACCUGGACGAGACGCUGGUGCACAGCUCCUUCAAGCCGGUGAACAAUGCUGACUUCAUCAUUCCCGUGGAAAUCGAUGGCACCAUGCACCAGGUCUAUGUGCUCAAGCGGCCUCACGUGGAUGAGUUCCUGCAGCGAAUGGGCGAGCUCUUCGAGUGCGUGCUCUUCACUGCCAGCCUGGCCAAGUAUGCAGAUCCUGUGGCUGACCUGCUGGACAAAUGGGGGGCUUUCCGGGCGCGGCUUUUCCGGGAAUCCUGUGUCUUCCACCGUGGCAACUACGUGAAGGACCUGAGCCGCCUGGGCCGCGACCUGCGCCGCAUCAUCAUCGUGGACAACUCGCCCGCAUCCUACAUCUUCCACCCCGAUAAUGCCGUGCCGGUGGCCUCCUGGUUUGAUAACAUGGCGGACACGGAGCUGCUGGACCUGCUGCCCUUCUUCGAGAGGCUCAGCAAGGUGGAGGACGUGUACGCAGUGCUCAAGAAGCAGCGGACUAACAGCUAGUGGCCUCCCCCACCACGCUGGUUGCUACCAGGGGGGGACACACUGCCGUGGCAGCUGGGUGCCUUAUUUUACGGAGGGUCCUAGUGUACCCCCCUUGUUGUCCUCUCCAGCCCCGGUGGGUGUGUGUGUUCUCCCUGCCUGCUGGUGGUGGGAGAUGUGGGUGUCCUCCUGCCAGGGAGCUGGGUGUUCCCUUUCUGCAGAGGAGGGGGGGCUGUGGGUGACCCACUGCCCUGCAGUGCUGGGGACCUGUUCGGGGGGUCCUGUCCUCCAUCCACUGUCCCACACCUCUCCCAACCUAUGUUCUCCAUCCCCAAAAUGGUUCUCAGGUCCUUUUCCCCUCUAUGUCUCCCUGAGUGGGGAAGGGGGGUCAGCAGCUGCUGCUUUCCACUGCCUUUGAGGGGGGACUGGACCCCCCCAUUCAGGCUCUGCCUGCUGGGGAGGCUGGUGGCCCUCGCUCCUAACGGUAGGGGGACACAAGAAAGUUAAUCCCUUAACACCCCCAGAAGACAGGGAGGGUCUUAUUUGCCUUGGUGGAUGGGGCUGCCACCAUACCCUUAAUUUUGCCCUUGGUGCAGCUCAUCACCAGGGAGGGGGCAUAUCCCUACCCCUUCCUUGUGCCUUCUGCUGCCCCCUGCCUAGAGGGUGUGUUCUGGGGGGCAGCUCAGCCUCGGGCUGGCCACAAAUGCCCCCCCUCCCCAGUGCCUUGGGACACCACUUCCUCAGUCCCUCUCAGCCCUGCAAGAAGUCUAUCUUUGGGGGGAGCUCUUAACUCACCUCCUCCAACCAGUUUCUUCCCAUGGAGGGGGUGGGUAUGGUGGUCUCUCCACACUCUACUGUGUCAGUGGAAACCACUCCAGUCACCAACGGGAGGUCUCCUCCCUCGUUGGGGAGGAGGAGCAUGCACCCCCUCCCCAUCCAACUGCAGCUUCACCAAAGGCUGUGACUCCAAUGGGGGAGGGACCUCCAUACCAGCCUUAGUGUGACCCCUCUUACCCCAGUCCCCUAGCUGGGGCAGGGGACACUGCCAACCCCCCCCUCCCUGCAGCCUAGGGUUACCCUGACCCCCGUGGGGUUGGGCUGUGCCAGGGUGUCCCCCAGCCUUGAGGGGCUGGGGGCUCUCAGGGUGGGGUUGGGGGGUUGGGGAGGAACUGAGCUCAGCCAGGCCUUUUUUAGUGUCACAAGAUGGACAAUAUUUCAUAUAUUUUUAGGGGGAGAAGCAACAGUUUCCCAAAAACAUGGGUGCCUUUUUACUGCUGUGCCAGGGAAGGGGAGGGCAGUAUUUGGAGGCAGGGACGGGUGGGCGGGACGCGAGGGGUUUUAGCUCUCUGGUGCUGUCUGGCCGGCUCCUGUUGGCACUGCCCUUUUCCCAGUGCUGGGUGCCAGGGGCAGGGGUCCCCCCACCUUGCCUGCACCCCUGCCUUCACCUCCUGCCCCACGGCAGGGGGCUGGAUGGGGGACACUGUGGCACACCCCCCCUCCCAGGCCUCUGACUGCCCUUAGCCUGAUCUUGCCCCUCCAGGAGCAUUCAACUCAGCACUUUAUAUUAGACAAGUCAAAUGACACCAGCAGAGCCACUGCCUGGCAAGCACCCAUGGGUGCUGCAGCACCUGAGGAGCACAGCCCCCAUGCUGGGCACCCUUGGGGGCUCUGGUGGGGGGCAGCAGUGGCAUUAGUGGGGCUAGGGAGGGCUGGGGGACCAGAUCCAAGUGCCUUCAUGUGAUUAAAGCUGUCAAACCAUCUUAGAAA
Molecule: messenger RNA, 2677 nt
Organism: Apus apus (common swift)
Lineage: Eukaryota; Metazoa; Chordata; Aves; Apodiformes; Apodidae
Gene: CTDSP1
Product: CTD small phosphatase 1
Exons: 7
Coding region: 155-931 (258 amino acids)
Molecular function (GO): RNA polymerase II CTD heptapeptide repeat phosphatase activity
Source: RefSeq, a predicted model, not a curated record